AUGGCCUUGGAGGAGGGGCGAGGGACAGGUCUGGCUAGUUCUGCCCUGUUGUUCAUACACAGGAUUACCUCACAUGUCCCAACUGGCUUCCCCGCCCAUCUGGUGAGGGCUGGCCCUCAGCCCUCCAACCCCCUUUUCCUUACCUGCCUGGGAAGCCAAACAUGGAUCUUCCCGUCAACAUCAGCUGAGCCUGGAAGCUUCACCCCUCCGGAGACCAUGGAAAGAGACAGCCGCCUGAAUGCCUCCUCAGCAAGGACGCCUCCAGCCCGGGCAUCGCUGGCCUGUGCAUGCCCAGUCUGGGUAUCACCUUCCAGGUCAUCGCCUGCCAUGUCAGCCUCCACGACAUCAUCUCCAAUGAGAGUACACCUUGUUAAAGCCACACCAGUGAGGGCCGUACAUGUCCAGGCAACUCCUGCCAGGUCCACACCAGCUGCCAGGGCCGCCAGCGCCACCAGGGAGAGUCCAGGUGUCAACUUGCCCAAGUUCACCAGGCGGGAGGGCCUGAAGCAGCUGCUGCUCAUCGGAUGUGUCCUCCUGCUCAUCGCCCUCGUGGUGUCGCUCCUCGUCGUCUUCUACUUCUGGCGGGACCACAUAGGGAUCAAGUACAAGGAGCCGGUAGAGAGCUGCCCCAAGCAGGCUGUGCGCUGUGAUGGGGUCGUGGACUGUAAGCUGAAGAGCGACGAGCUGGGCUGUGUGAGGUUUGACUGGGACAAGUCUCUGCUUAAAGUCUACUCUGGAUCCUCCCAGAAGUGGCUUCCCAUUUGCAGUGACAGCUGGAAUGAUUUCUACUCGAAGAAGACCUGCCAGCAGCUGGGUUUCAAGAGUGCUUACCGGACAGCCAAGGUGACCAAUAAGAAUUUUGACAGCAGUUUCUCCAUCUCCAAAUAUAGCUCCACCUUCCAGGAGAGCAUCUACAGGUGUGUGAGGCGGGCCAGGCUGUCACCUGUGAGCAGGUCUGAAUGCCCUUCCCAGCAGUAUGUGACUCUCCAGUGUCCCCACUGUGGACUGAGGGCCAUGACCGGGCGGAUCGUGGGAGGGGCGCUGGCCCCCGAGAGCAAGUGGCCUUGGCAAGUUAGUCUGCAGUAUGCCCACACCCACAUUUGUGGGGGCACGCUGAUCGACGCCCAGUGGGUUCUCACCGCCGCCCACUGCUUCUUCAUGACCCCAGAUAAGAUCCUGGAGGACUGGAAGGUGUACGUGGGCACCAACAACCUGCACCAGCUGCCCGAGGGAGCCUCCAUUGCCCAGAUCAUUAUCAACAGCAACUACACGGACAACCGGGACGACUAUGACAUCGCCCUCAUGCGGCUCUCCGAGCCCCUGACUCUGACCGCACAUGUCCACCCUGCCUGCCUCCCCAUGCAUGGACAGACCUUCAGCCUCAAUGAGACCUGCUGGGUCACAGGCUUCGGCAAGACCAAGGAGACAGAUGAGAGGACAUCCCCCCUCCUCCGGGAGGUGCAGGUCAACCUCAUCGACUUCAAGAAGUGUAACAACCAGCUGGUCUACAAGAGCUACCUCACCCCGAGGAUGAUGUGUGCGGGGGACCUGCAGGGAGGGAGAGAUUCCUGCCAGGGAGACAGCGGGGGGCCCCUGGUCUGCGAGCAGGACCACCACUGGUACCUGGCAGGAGUCACCAGCUGGGGCGUGGGCUGUGGCCAGAGAAACAAACCCGGCGUGUACACCAAAGUGACGGAAGUCCUCCACUGGAUAUACAGCAAGAUGGAGAGUGAGACGCGCUUCCAGAAAGCCUAAGUCUGGCUCCACCGCACGGCACUGACUGCUGUAAAGACUCUGGCCAAUGUGAUCGGGCCAUAGGCACCAUCACCUGGGCUAAAGGCCACCAGACACCAUCGUUACUGCCACCUCCACUGCCUGCUGCCUCUGUGAAUACACAUGUGUGUGUGCGUGGGCACAUGUGUGUGUCACUGCUUUCCCAAGGUCUUCAGAAACCAGGAGAGCUGUCAGCUCUUCUCAAACACCAGGCUGGAAAUCACCUGAAGAUAACUGUUUGGACACCAUGGAGGUUCCCACAGGGGUGACCAUAAUGGAUGGAGGAGGUGGAGCCCAGGGAAGGGCCUGGAAGGUCACAUCAGGAAUUCUUACUUCUCUGACCCUAACUUGGAGACUAGUCCCGAAUGGGCUGCGCAACCCCCCCACCCCGACGGUGGCCCAGCCGUCACUGCCAUCAAGGGCCAGUAAUAGGUUUCAUAGGGUACCGGGACCAUCCCUAGCGGGAAGACAUUCCUGCUGACCUUCUGUGUGGCCUCUCCCCUCUCAGCCCUCCUGCUGGGGCCGUGCCGUGGCUGUCCCCACUGACAACUCAGGACAGGGCUCACUGUCCUCGUUUGGUCACAGGCUGUUGGAGGCAAAUUUUAUUUCAUUUUAUUUUUAUAGUCAAGAAAUAGAAGUAGGGCUUCCCUGGUGGCGCAGUGGUUGAGAGUCUGCCUGCCGAUGCAGGGGACGUGGGUUCGUGCCCCGGUCCGGGAAGAUUCCCACAUGCCGCGGAGCGGCUGGGCCCGUGAGCCAUGGCCGCUGAGCCUGCGCGUCCGGAGCCUGUGCUCCACGAUGGGAGAGGCCACAGCAGUGAGAGGCCCGCGUGCCGCAAAAAAAAAAAAAAAAAAAAAAAAGAAA
This is a messenger RNA of Physeter macrocephalus (sperm whale), 2634 nucleotides long. RefSeq names its product transmembrane serine protease 13 (gene TMPRSS13). The coding region runs from base 1 to 1755 and encodes 584 amino acids. Gene Ontology annotation, molecular function: serine-type endopeptidase activity; protein binding. NCBI's taxonomy places the organism in Eukaryota, Metazoa, Chordata, Mammalia, Artiodactyla, Physeteridae. Gene Ontology annotation, biological process: proteolysis. The transcript is spliced from 13 exons. The record is from RefSeq and is a predicted model, not a curated record. Gene Ontology annotation, cellular component: membrane.